Phlebotomus argentipes is the source of this 4877-nucleotide messenger RNA. RefSeq names its product probable multidrug resistance-associated protein lethal(2)03659. Gene Ontology annotation, cellular component: membrane. Lineage: Eukaryota; Metazoa; Arthropoda; Insecta; Diptera; Psychodidae. The record is from RefSeq and is a predicted model, not a curated record. Gene Ontology annotation, molecular function: ATP binding; ABC-type transporter activity; ATP hydrolysis activity. Gene Ontology annotation, biological process: transmembrane transport. The coding region runs from base 134 to 4345 and encodes 1403 amino acids. The transcript is spliced from 8 exons.
CCAGUGUUGAGUGCCUUUGUCACAGAGUGUGCUAUAACAGAGACUGGUGAGCAUUUUGAUACAAAACGUGUUUCACGAGAAAGGGUUCAAUAUAGUGGUGAGCUAGAAGUGAGUUGUAUUUGAAUAAAAAACAAUGGAGGGUCUAUCGGAGAAUAAGAAGCCAACAAAUCCACGAGAAAAGGCCACUUUUUUCUCCUACCUUGUAUUCUGGUGGGUUUUGCCAAUAUUUUUUAAAGGACGAAAGAAGGAACUUGAGGAACAGGAUCUUUAUGAAGCUCUCAAGUGUCACAAAUCCGACUACUUGGGCGAUCUGAUGUGCAAGUCAUGGGAACAUGAAAUCAGAGUGAAAAAGGAGUUAGGAAAGAAGCCUAGCCUUCUCAGAGCAGCAUUGAGAGUUUUUGGUGGCAAGAUAAUGCUCCUUGGACUAUUUCUAGCGGCAAUUGAAUUCCUACUCAAGCUUCAAGCUCCACUUUUCCUUGGCAAUUUGAUAACUCACUUCAGUAGAUUGAAUUACACAGUAUCCCAACCAUUAUUUCUGGGUGGAUUAAUUUCCUAUUACUCAUCAAGUAAUGGUGUUACUCGAGAUGCAUACCUCUAUGCUGGAGCAGUAGUGCUAUGCAGUGCCUUGUCUGUGCUUUUCAUGCACUCCUUUAUGCUUAGCAAUUUACACGAGGGCAUGAAACUACGAGUUUCUAUGUGCAGUAUGAUCUACCGGAAAGCGCUACGCUUGAGCAAAAACGCUUUAGGCGAUACCACAGUAGGUCAAGUGGUGAAUUUGCUUUCUAAUGAUGUCGGCCGUUUGGACUUAUCUAUUAUCUUUCUUCAUUACUUGUGGGUUGGACCACUGGAGACAUUUGUCGUAACAUACUUGAUGUACAGAGAAGUGGGAGUUUCUGCAGUCUUUGGAGUAAUUUUUCUACUCCUAUUUAUUCCACUUCAAGCGUAUUUGGGAAAGAAAACUUCUGUUUUGCGAUUGAAAACUGCCCUCAGAACAGACGAACGCGUAAGGCUAAUGAAUGAAAUUAUUCAGGGAAUUCAAGUAAUAAAGAUGUAUGCCUGGGAAAAGCCAUUUGGAAAAUUAGUGGAACGAACAAGAAUAAAGGAGCUUAAAGUUAUCAGAUACGUGUCCUACAUUCGAGGAAUCCUCCUAUCAUUCAUCAUUUUCUCAACACGUGUGUCUGUCUUCAUUAGUUUGAUUGCUUUUGCUCUCUUGGGAAAUGUCGUGACUGCGGAGAAAGCAUUUGUUAUCACUGCGUAUUACAAUAUCUUGAGGCAGACUAUGACAAUAUUUUUCCCACAAGCAAUCGCGCAAUUGGCAGAAACAAUCGUCUCAGUAAAACGUAUUCAGAAAUACAUGCUGUACAAUGAGACUGAUCUUGGGCAAGAGGAACCAAUCACGCGCAAAACAAAUGCUUCCUUAAAUGAAAAGGAGCCUAAUAGUGCGCAAUCUACAGUCACGACAGGCUAUGACGACAUAAAGUAUAUUGACUCGCAUGAGUCUCUGUAUGAACCCAGUCUAGAGAGUCAAUCUGUGAAUGGAAGUGUGAAUCCAGUGGGCGUUACACUAAAAUCACUUACAGCCAAAUGGGAUUAUCUCGUUACAGAAAAUACAUUGGAUGAUAUAAGUUUGCAAAUUAAACCGUCGAAUUUAGUAGCUAUUAUUGGACCAGUUGGCGCUGGUAAAUCAAGCCUUAUACAGGCUAUUUUGGGUGAACUGCCCGCAUUAUCAGGAAGGAUAGACAUUAGUGGUGUAAUGUCGUAUGCCUCUCAGGAGCCGUGGCUGUUUUCUGGUACCAUUCGUCAAAAUAUUCUCUUUGGUCAGUCAAUGGACAAGAAGAGGUACCGAGAAGUUGUUAAGCGUUGUGCACUUGAGAAGGAUUUUUCUCUUUUUGCAAAUGGAGAUAAGACAAUUGUGGGCGAACGUGGACAAUCAUUGUCUGGUGGCCAGAAGGCUCGUAUUAGUUUAGCGAGAGCUGUUUAUCGUCAAGCAGCAAUCUAUCUUCUGGACGAUCCACUUAGUGCUGUGGAUACUCACGUUGGAAGACACCUUUUUGACCAAUGUAUGAGAAUCUAUCUGCGUGGGAAGAUUGUGAUUCUUGUAACGCACCAACUGCAAUACCUACAACAUGCAGAUCAGAUAGUUAUACUUGAUAAAGGACGUGUUCAGGAUGUCGGAACUUAUGAAAACCUAAAAGAGUCAGGGUUGGAUUUUGCUCAAUUGCUGCGAGAUUCAAAAGAAGAAGAUAAGGCUGAAGAAGGAGAAGAAAAUCGUAGUAGAAGUGGGAGUAAGACAUAUCAGCGCCGGAUUAGUGAAUCAAGCCUGGAAUCUUUGGAGAUGACUCAUGAAACGCCGUUACAGAAUGAAGAAGCACGAAAGGAAGGCUCAGUUGGAUUUGAAAUGUAUAAGAAAUAUUUCCAAGCAAGCGGUGGCUUCUGUGCUUUUUACUGGAUGAUGUUGUUUUGUGUUACUGCUCAACUAGCUGCAUCUGCCGGUGAUUAUUUUUUGACUUACUGGGUGAAUAAGGAGGAGCAGCGCAAUUUAGCCCUUGUGAGCACAAAUAAGAACGUUGCAAAUGAAAGUAAUAUAAAUCUCAAUCAACCAGUAGUAAGUCCAUCAGCUCUAGAUUAUGAUGGAUUUAUUGCCAAAAUUAUUAAAUACAUCGAUGGUUCUGAGUAUGAUAAUUACAUGGAUAUCUAUAUUUUCACGGGUCUUACUGUGGCCACAGUUGUAAUAACUCUGUCCAGGAGUUUCAUCUUUUUUAAUCUAGCUGUGAGGGCUGCUAAAACUCUACAUAAUGCAAUGUACAUGGGUGUGACAAGGGCCAGUAUGUACUUCUUUAAUACCAAUCCAUCUGGAAGAAUCCUGAACAGAUUCUCUAAAGAUAUGGGACAAGUGGAUGAAUUCUUACCAACUGUUAUGAUUGAUGUUAUUCAAAUUUUCUUAUCGCUAGCUGGAAUAAUAGUGGUUGUUGCUGUUGUUAAUUAUUGGCUUAUGAUACCCACUCUCAUUAUCGGCAUAAUUUUCUACUUCCUGCGUAAUUUUUAUCUUACCACUUCAAGAUGUGUAAAGAGAAUAGAGGCCACAACGCGAUCUCCCAUUUACUCUCAUCUUGGUGCUACUCUCACAGGACUGUCUACUAUUCGGGCUUUCCGAACGCAAAGAGUGCUUAUAAAGGAGUUUGACUGUUUACAAGAUCUCAAUAGUUCCGCCUUCUAUGUGUUCAUAUCGACUAGCAGAGCCUUUGGAUUCUGGCUGGAUGCCUUCUGUGUGCUUUACAUAGCUAUUGUGACUUUAAGUUUCUUCCUCAUGGGAGAUGCCUAUGGUGGCAAUGUCGGCCUUGCCAUAACUCAGGCAAUCGGAAUGACGGGAAUGGUGCAGUGGGGAAUGAGACAAUCUGCUGAGCUGGAGAAUACAAUGACGGCAGUGGAGAGAGUUGUUGAAUAUCAGAGUGUUGAUCCUGAAGGUGAACGCGAAGCAUUUGGAGACAAGAAACCACAGGAAAGUUGGCCAGAGGAAGGAAGAGUGAUUUUUGAUCAUCUGUCAUUGCGCUACUUUCCCACUAUGGAUGCUGAUCGUGUGCUCAAGGAGUUAGAAUUUGAGAUUAAACCGCAGGAGAAGAUUGGUAUUGUAGGCAGAACAGGUGCUGGCAAAUCGUCCCUGAUUAAUGCUCUCUUCAGACUAUCUUAUAAUGAUGGUAGCAUAUUGAUUGACGGACGAGACACAGGUGUGAUGGGAUUGCACGAUUUACGAAAGAAAAUUUCCAUAAUUCCGCAAGAACCAGUGCUAUUUUCUGGCUCUAUGCGUUACAAUCUUGAUCCUUUUGAUGAGUAUCCGGAUGAGAAAUUGUGGAAGGCACUGGAGGAUGUAAAACUGAAAACGGUAAUUGUAGAUUUACCUUCUGGGCUUCAAAGCAAAAUCUCAGAGGGAGGAAGUAACUUCAGUGUUGGCCAGAGGCAACUCGUAUGCCUUGCUAGAGCACUUUUGCGCGAGAAUAAAAUUCUCGUGAUGGACGAGGCGACCGCCAAUGUUGAUCCUCAAACAGACAAUCUAAUUCAGGCUACUAUUAGGGAGAUGUUUGCCAAUUGCACGGUUCUUACAAUUGCUCAUCGACUGAACACAGUGAUGGAUUCAGAUCGGGUGCUAGUAAUGGAUGCAGGAAGAGUUGUAGAAUUUGCUCCACCAUACGAAUUACUUACAGGCAUAAGUGGUUGUGGAAUGUUUGAGAAUAUGUUGCAAGAAACGGGUAAAGGGACCUAUGAUCAACUUCUUGAAAUAGCUCGCAGGAACUACGAGAAGAACUCUCACGUAGAAGUAAAACGCACGGACAUUGGAACCAAAAAAUAGUCAAGCACUGAAACCAUUCCUUGUGUGUGUGUGUGUGUGUGUGUCUUCAAUGACUAGUAUUAACAGUGCUGAAUGAGGAAAUGAUCUUUCUUCCUGUCUCUAAGCUUGCAUUACGUACUUAGAAGGCAAGAGAAAAAUUGUUAGCAAAAUUUUCACUUAUAGAUUUUUUUCUACUGUAACACCGAAUAGUUUGAAUACACUAAGAGUAUAGUGCAAAACUGGGAAGUGCCUUUUCAACAAACUAUUAUAUAUUUUAAAAGGAUAUUUUUGUUUGUUAUACAUGUUUCUAUUCUCAAAUGUUUUUACAAAAUUUUUGUCAAGAGUUUAGAAAUGUAAUGUGUAGAUUAAGGUGAUCUAAAAUAUGUACAAUAUUUAGUAAAUUCAAAAGUGAUAAAAUGGAUAAAACUGUAAAUCCUUUAUACAUAUGGCAAAUAAAAAGAUUUUGAAAAAUAUAAGUGUUUUUAUGGGAAAAUGUUUCUGUUUUUUUUAUUCUGGUUAACAAAAAACUUCAAUUGGAAUUAUUCAGAUGGUU